AUGGAAGCCAGCUGUAUGAGCCGACCAGCAGACAGCCACAAGUACCAGCCACCACAACCAGCAACCAGCCACAAGGACCAGAACCAGCCUCCAGGACCCCCCAGACCCCAGCCCUACGCCGAGCCACCAGCCACCACCCACCAGGACCAGACCCCGGCCACACCACCAGCCACCACCCUCCAGGACCAGACCCCGGCCACACCACCAGCCACCACCCUCCAGGACCAGCCACCAGGACCAGACCUCAGCCACACCACCAGCCACCACCCACCAGGACCAGUCACCAGGACCAGACCCCAUCCACACCACCAGCCACCACCCUCCAGGACCACCCACCAGGACCAGACCCCAGCCACACCACCAGCCACCACCCUCCAGGACCAGCCACCAGGACCAGACCCCAGCCACACCACCAGCCACCACCCUCCAGGACCAGCCACCAGGACCAGACCUCAGCCACACCACCAGCCACCACCCACCAGGACCAGUCACCAGGACCAGACCCCAGCCACACCACCAGCCACCACCCUCCAGGACCACCCACCAGGACCAGACCCCGGCCACACUACCAGCCACCACCCUCCAGGACCAGCCACCAGGACCAGACCUCAGCCACACCACCAGCCACCACCCUCCAGGACCAGUCACCAGGACCAGACCUCAGCCACACCACCAGCCACCACCCUCCAGGACCACCCACCAGGACCAGACCCCGGCCACACCACUAGCCACCACCCUCCAGGACCAGCCACCAGGACCAGACCUCAGCCACACCACCAGCCACCACCCUCCAGGACCAGCCACCAGGAACAGACCUCAGCCACACCACCAGCCACCACCCUCCAGGACCAGCCACCAGGACCAGACCCCAUCCACACCACCAGCCACCAGACCCCUCUGCUCCACUACUGA
Osmerus eperlanus (European smelt) is the source of this 912-nucleotide messenger RNA. RefSeq lists its product as uncharacterized. Bases 1 to 912 code for a protein of 303 amino acids. Lineage: Eukaryota; Metazoa; Chordata; Actinopteri; Osmeriformes; Osmeridae. The transcript has 2 exons. The record is from RefSeq and is a predicted model, not a curated record.